AUGGUUUUCUUCAGCUGGUCACAUAUUUUGCCCUGGUCUGUGGCUCUGCAUAAGCCUUUCAUUGCGGAUCGAAAGGAAGCUGACCAUAUUCACAUGUGCAAACUGUUUGACAGCUCUCAUCUGUCAAAUAUGAUCUGUUGGUUCACGUCAUCUAAUCUUUUGUCCCAGAAAAUCAAAGCUUUCCAGCAUCUUCCUACUUAUCGCGACUUUGGUACGAUGUCUGCUGCUACACUCAGUGGGAAAGAAGUAUCGGCGGAAAUCCGAUCAACGUUAAAAGAGGAGAUAGAAAAAAUUAAUGAGACCAACCCUAAGUUUUUGCCAGGCCUUGCGAUUGUUCAGGUUGGUGAUAGAGAAGAUUCCAAUGUCUAUAUUAAGAUGAAAGUCAAGAAUUCUGGUGAGAUUGGUAUGAAUGCACAGCAUAUCAAAUUGCCUAAAUCAACUACACAAAAUGAAGUUGUGGAGACAGUAAUUAAAUUGAACAAUGACCCAACUGUGCAUGGAAUCAUUGUGCAGUUGCCAAUGGAAUCAGAACAUGAAAUUGAUGCCCAUGUUGUUACUAACACCAUUUCUCCUGCAAAAGAUGUUGAUGGCCUUCACAUUCAGAAUGCAGGAAAGUUGGCUCUUGGUGAUUUGAAUGACUGCAUUGUUCCUUGUACACCUCGUGGCUGUUUGGAAUUGAUCAAAAGAUCUGGUGUCUCAAUUGCUGGAAAGACUGCUGUUGUUUUAGGCCGUAGUAAAAUUGUGGGUGCUCCUAUGUCCAAUCUUUUACUGUGGAACCAUGCAACUGUCACAGUGUGUCACUCAAAAACAGUUGACCUUCCUUCUGUGGUGAAAACUGCUGAUAUUUUGGUGGUAGCCAUUGGAAAGCCAGAAUUUGUCAAAGGUGACUGGAUAAAACCUGGUGCUGUGGUCAUUGAUUGUGGCAUCAAUUCAAUACCAGAUGAGACCAAGAAGAGUGGAAAGAGACUGGUUGGUGAUGUUGAUUAUCAAGCUGCAAAAGAAGUGGCCGGUUGGAUAACGCCAGUACCUGGAGGGGUUGGGCCAAUGACAGUGGCAAUGUUGUUACAGAACACUGUAGAGAGUGCUAAGAAUAACCUCAAACAAGCCGUUUGA
Messenger RNA from Acanthosepion pharaonis, 1113 nucleotides. The record is from the annotation of a GenBank genome assembly. Lineage: Eukaryota; Metazoa; Mollusca; Cephalopoda; Sepiida; Sepiidae.